GUACAACAUACGUACUCGAAUGAUUCGUUAUUCUGGUUAAUGGUAGCAUUAUGACUUUAAAAGCAGUGAAACUGUUCUUUUUAAAUAUCUGGGCCAUACGGAAUAUCCUCAUCGUACUGAUUGCUAUUCUGGCCCCUAUAAAUCUUAUCAGUGACGACACUAAGGAAUCAAAAUGUGCCUAUGGACUGAUAGUAAUGGCUGUUCUCUGGUUAACAGAAGCUCUUCCAAUACCAGUUACAGCUCUCAUGCCAGUUAUAUUGUUUCCAUUGUUAGGGGUAGUCCCAGGCAAGACCAUAUGCACGUUUUUCCUCAACGACACAAGCAUGUUAUUUAUAGGAGGCCUUAUAGUUGCUGUAGCCGUAGAGGAAGUGGGAUUACACAGCAGAAUAGCCAUGGGAAUCGUUUCUAUCUUGGGAUCUAAUCCUAAUAUGUUAAUGUUAGGUCUAAUGUUACCCACGUGGUUUUUAUCAAUGUGGAUCAGUAACACUGCAGCGACAUCUAUGAUGAUUCCCAUUAUUGUGGCUGUUAUGGACCAGGUUAGAGAAGCAGAAAAACUUCAAGGAAACACCACUGAUGGCAAAGAUAAUCUGGCAUAUGUAACAGAACAAUAUGAAUUACAGAAGAAAAGCAUGGAAACAAGCCCUGGCGCUAAUGGAGUACCAGUGUCUGUUGAUGAUAUACAGAUUAAUGAAGGAGAAAUUGACCAUGAAAGAGAAGAGGAGUUGAAAAGAUUUGGUAAAGGUCUGGCGUUAAGUGUUGCCUACGGAGCAAAUGCUGGUGGUAUUGCCACGCUGACAGGAACACCGCCUAAUCUUAUCUUGCAGGGUCAGGCUGACAAAAUUUACGACAAAUAUGAAACAGGUGCUGAUAGUGGGAUUACGUUUGCUAAUUGGAUGGGUUUUGCCUUCCCUUUGUCUGUCUUAAUAUUGAUAUUGUGUUGGCUGUGGUUACAGCUAUUCUUUCUACGAUCUCUAUGCUGUAAGAAAUCAGAUGCAACAAGGAAAGAGGCUAUCCAAAAAGCUAUUCAAUUAGAGAAAAAGAAGUUGGGACGAAUGACAUUUGGAGAAAUUAUAGUACUUAUAUGUUUUAUAAGUUUGGCGUUACUAUGGAUAUUUAGAUGGAUACCUGGAUUCGGGGGAUGGGCAAAUCUAUUUCAAGUUGAUGUGAAGGGAGGUCCGUAUGCCAGAGAUUCUACAGCUGCUAUGUUAAUAGCUAUUGCAUUGUUUGUUCUGCCAAGGAAACUCCCUAACAUAUUCUGUUGGAAUAAGGAAUCUGACAAGAAACCAUAUUACACACCAAUAUUAACUUGGGAGACAGCUGUACAUAAAGUGCCCUGGGGUAUAAUUAUACUUCUUGGAGGUGGUUUUGCACUAGCCGAGGCCAGUAAAAUUUCUGGACUUUCCAAAUUAGUAGGAUGCAAGUUAACAGUGUUCAGUUACAUGGAUCUAUGGGUGAUGAAUCUCAUUAUUUGUUUGAUUGUGGCAGCAGCUACUGAAAUAACUAGUAACAGUGCAACAGCUACACUGCUUAUGCCAAUCAUGGCAGAAUUGGCAAUAUCACUUGGACAACACCCUCUCUACCUGAUGAUAUCAACAGCUAUCGCUUGCUCCUUUGCCUUUAUGUUACCAGUGGCAACACCACCAAACGCCAUUGUCUUUUCUACUGGAUUUAUAAGAAUACCCGAUAUGGCUUCUGCAGGUUUAGCAAUGAAUGUCAUUGCUAUCUUGGGGUUGACACUGGCCAUAAAUACAUGGGGAAUUCCAAUAUUUGGAUUGGAUGUUAUACCAAGCAUAUUCAACAUAACUGGUGCAAAUGGAACAUGUCCUUAAUGUACCUCAUGACGAUGAUGUUAAAUGUUAAACAAAGUAUAUGUCAUGACAUUUUAAUCUUGUGUUCAUCAUAGAACAAAACAUGUUUUAUAUUUAAAAUAAUGUCUACAAUAAUUUUUAUCAAAAAAAAAGUGUGUGGAUUAUA
Molecule: messenger RNA, 1974 nt
Organism: Mytilus californianus (California mussel)
Lineage: Eukaryota; Metazoa; Mollusca; Bivalvia; Mytilida; Mytilidae
Product: solute carrier family 13 member 2-like
Exons: 13
Coding region: 51-1829 (592 amino acids)
Biological process (GO): monoatomic anion transmembrane transport
Cellular component (GO): membrane
Molecular function (GO): transmembrane transporter activity
Source: RefSeq, a predicted model, not a curated record